CCCACUGGCUUGAGCACUGGUGGCUUCUCUUCAUGAGUUUCUGCUGUUCACCUCAGGAGCCUGGUCAGCACAUCCUUGAAAACCAGAGAGCCCACUUUGUAGUCUUCCUGAAAGUCUCUGCAUGUUCAGAACUUUCUGGAUAAGCAUAAAGAUGUGAAGGUACUCACAGGAAGGAAGCAAACCCAAAGGACAAUCAGGAGGUGAGACUGCACCAUGGGACAGCCACCAGCCAGAUAAUCCUCCCUGGGGUCAUUGUGAAGUGUCUGAAUGUAGGCUGCAGCAGUCCUGAAGGUUGAUGGAGGGCCAUGCUAUUCAAACAGCAGGCGUGGCUGAGACAAAAGCUCCUGGUGCUGGGAAGCCUUGCCGUUGGCAGUCUCCUGUAUCUAGUUGCCAGAGUUGGGAGCUUGGAUAGGCUACAGCACAUUUGCCCCAUUGAAAGCAGACCAGGCAGCACCCACAGCCAGGCUGAGUUCCCACUCCGAGCCCUGCAGUUUAAGAGAGGCCUGCUGCACGAAUUCCGGAAGGGCAACUCUUCUAAGGAGCAGGUUCGCCUCCAUGACCUGGUCCAGCAGCUCCCCAAAGCCAUCAUCAUUGGAGUGAGGAAAGGGGGCACAAGGGCCCUGCUAGAGAUGCUGAACCUCCAUCCAGCAGUGGUCAAAGCUUCUCAAGAGAUCCACUUUUUUGACAAUGAUGAGAAUUAUGCCAAGGGCAUUGAGUGGUACAGGAAAAAGAUGCCUUUUUCUUACCCUCAGCAAAUCACGAUCGAAAAGAGUCCGGCAUAUUUUAUCACGGAGGAGGUUCCGGAAAGGAUUUACAAAAUGAAUUCAUCCAUCAAGCUGUUGGUCAUUGUCAGGGAGCCAACCACAAGAGCUAUUUCUGAUUACACUCAGGUGCUAGAAGGGAAGGAGAGGAAGAACAAAACGUACUACAAGUUUGAGAAACUGGCCAUAGACCCUAAUACCUGUGAAGUGAACACAAAAUAUAAGGCGGUAAGAACCAGCAUCUACACCAAACACCUGGAACGGUGGUUGAAGUACUUUCCCAUUGAGCAAUUUCACAUCGUGGAUGGAGACCGCCUAAUCACCGAACCUCUGCCGGAACUUCAGCUCGUGGAGAAGUUUCUAAAUCUUCCUCCAAGAAUAAGUCAAUACAAUUUAUAUUUCAAUGCUACCAGAGGGUUUUACUGUUUGCGAUUUAACAUUAUCUUUAAUAAGUGCCUGGCUGGCAGCAAGGGGCGCAUUCAUCCAGAGGUGGACCCCUCUGUCAUUACCAAAUUGCGCAAAUUCUUUCAUCCUUUCAAUCAAAAAUUUUACCAGAUCACUGGGAGGACAUUAAACUGGCCCUAAAAUAGACCGCCAUACAACACUAUGUGUUGUGCCUGGAGACAUGCCAUCUGUUCUCUAGAUUAAAAUAUGCACUUUUCCUAGACACAGCUAUCCAACUCAUUUUUCCAUGUAUACUUGUACAUACAGUGUGUGACCAAAUAUAAGUAAGUUCUUUUUCUACCAAAAUUUACAAAAAUAAUAAUAAUAAAUUGCUGUCACCAUACUUGCAUCUUUAAGCUAUUUACAAAAAAAAGAAGAGAUGGUGGUACUGGGGAAAGACACUUCGCUCUUCUCAGAGUCAGUCUUCCUUUGAUUCAGAAUUUGUCACCUGCCAUUUUCAUAGGUUUAAGCCAAAAGAUGAAUGUGUGAAAACGUACCAAUGGCUAUAAAGCUUCAGGAAGCAAAGGAUUCAGUUACAUAUUUUUUUCAGUUACAUAUUUUUUUGCCCCUAAGGGAAAGCUGGCUCUUUAUUCAGAGGGUGAAUUGGUGCCAUGAAAACAGAAUAUGCAGAAUAUGCUAUUUUCUUAUUAUUUAAAGAAUGUCUUAGUUCAUAAAACUGACACUGUCCCAAAGGUCCUGUGGUGACUUUGCACUAUUGUUUUCUCCUAGUCAUUUGUAGCAUGUCAAUCACACAUCCAAGAGUCAAGUCCUUUGACUUCCAUGUUGUAUGUCAACAAAGAGAAAUGUCAUGUACAUAGUGUAAAUUGUUGUAAAUACUGGUUUCACACUAAGUAAUUCUAUUUUGUAAACUGAA
This is a messenger RNA of Nannospalax galili (Upper Galilee mountains blind mole rat), 2079 nucleotides long. It is a transcript of the gene Hs3st5, whose product is annotated as heparan sulfate-glucosamine 3-sulfotransferase 5. The coding region runs from base 306 to 1346 and encodes 346 amino acids. Gene Ontology annotation, molecular function: [heparan sulfate]-glucosamine 3-sulfotransferase activity. NCBI's taxonomy places the organism in Eukaryota, Metazoa, Chordata, Mammalia, Rodentia, Spalacidae. The record is from RefSeq and is a predicted model, not a curated record. The transcript has 4 exons.